Molecule: messenger RNA, 1481 nt
Organism: Saprolegnia diclina VS20
Lineage: Eukaryota; Oomycota; Saprolegniomycetes; Saprolegniales; Saprolegniaceae
Product: STE/STE11 protein kinase
Exons: 12
Coding region: 23-1462 (479 amino acids)
Biological process (GO): protein phosphorylation
Molecular function (GO): protein kinase activity; ATP binding
Source: RefSeq, a predicted model, not a curated record
UGCCGAUUCAGUGGCGGGCCCCAUGACCGAGACCGCACCAAAGAAGAAGAAGUGGCUCAAGAAGGAAAAAAUCGGGCAAGGCGCGCAUGGUAUCGUGUACAAGUGCACGGAGCUGCCGCCGUCCACGCGCGUCGUGGCGCUCAAAGAGCUGAGCACAAAGGAUCUUUCGUUCGAUGAAAUCGACGCACUCAUGCGCGAAGCCACCAUCAUGCACGGGCUAACGCACAAGCACAUCGUGCACUACGAAGGCGUUAAGCAAAAAAAGCGCCGCCAUCUGCUCGAGAUAGCGAUGGAGUACAUGCCGGGGGGCUCACUCAGCGCGUACAUUCGCGCGGUGGGCGGUGCUCUCACGCUUGAGCGAACGCAGCGCUACACGUGGCAGCUUCUGCGCGCACUGCAGUUUCUUCACGACCACCGCAUUGCGCACCGGGACAUCAAGAGCGCCAAUGUGCUACUGAAUUUUGACCAAUCGCAGCUCAAGUUAGCCGACUUUGGCGCUCUCAAGGAAAUCGGUAGCGUCUCGGUCGUCGGCGGACUCAAGGGAACGCCCCAUUGGAUGGCGCCAGAAGUUAUCAAGGAGCAACAGACCAGCGAAGGGUGGAUCAAAGCCGACAUUUGGAGUCUGGGCUGUACCGUGCUCGAGAUGCUCACGGGUCAGACGCCGUGGCACGAAUUCAGCAACCCGCUCACCGCCAUGUACAAGAUCGUGUCGAGCGACUCGAUUCCAAAGGUCCCGACCGACUUGCCAGCCGAGGCAGUUGCGUUUCUCCACGCAUGCUUUCAGCGCGACCCCAGCAAGCGACCCGACGCCAAACAGUUGCUGCUCUCGCCUUUCUUGAAGAGUGUGCGGCGGGAACGUAAGAAGUACAGAGCGGACGCCACGUCGCGCCCCCUCAGUGACUCCCCGCCCAAAACAGUGACGACCACGAAAUCGAAGCCCAAGCUGGCCGUCGUGGAGAAGCCGGCGACACCGCCGCUCAAGCUCCCCACGCCUGAAGGCGACGACGACGUUCCCAUGCCCAAAUCCAAAGUGCUCUCGAUUCUGCAAUCGCCCGACGUGCCAUCGCCGUCCAUGCGUCACCGGGCUAAGAAACUCGUCAAGCUCGAACCCCUCACACCGAGUGCGCGCGAGACCAACCAAGACGAGCGGCGCGACGCCGAGCUUCUCAUCAGCGCCACCAAACACGCCUCUCCGCAGCCGCGACGCGGUCCAGCGCCCAAUGAUCUCACCAACUCACCUCUGGCAUCGCCACGGUCGCCAGCGCACUUGCUCUCGACGCGGUCGGUGGGUGACAUUCAUUUGCCGCCAGGGCUCCAGCGCCCCGAGCUACGCCGCAUUGCGACCGCGCCACAGGCCAUGCGACGCUCCGAGGUAUCGCCGAGCCGCGUCAAGUUGCCACCACUCUCGGCGCGCGGGCCCUUACCCCCAUCUACCUAUGAUCUGUCGAGUAACAAUGCAUAAAACUUUGUUUCCUGUUCAC